GUGCAGACUGCGAACUUGGUGCUGGAAGAUGGGAUGAAGAUGAAGGGUUAUUCUUUUGGCUAUCCAUCCUCCACAGCAGGGGAAGUCGUAUUCAACACUGGUCUUUCUGGAUACACUGAAGCCUUGACAGAUCCCAGUUACAGAGGACAGAUUCUUACACUAGCUAACCCCAUAGUCGGGAAUGGUGGAGUGCCUGACACAGCUGCUUUGGAUGAAAUGGGUCUCAGGAGGUUCCUGGAGUCUGAUGGGAUCAAGGUUUCAGGUUUGCUGGUGCUGGAUUACAGCAAUGAGUACGGCCACUGGCAGGCUGCUAGGAGCCUGGGAGAGUGGUUGCAGGAAGAAAAGGUGCCUGCACUGUAUGGGAUUGAUACCAGAAUGCUGUCCAAAUUAACUCGUGACAAGGGCACAUUACUUGGGAAGAUUGAAUUUGAAGGUCAACCCGUGGAAUUUGCAGAUCCAAAUAAUCAGAACUUAAUUGCAGAAGUUUCAACAAAGGAAGUCAAGGUUUAUGGCCGGGGGAAUCCAAUUAAAGUUGUAGCUGUCGACUGUGGGCUGAAGUACAACAUUAUCCGCCUGCUAGUAAAGCGAGGUGCAGAAGUGCAUUUGGUUCCAUGGGACCAUGAUUUCACCAGCAUGGAGUAUGAUGGGCUUAUAAUUUCUGGAGGUCCAGGGGAUCCCAUGAAGGCUCAGGAGGUGAUUCAGAAUGUCAGAAAGAUCCUGGAGAGCAAUCGUCCAGAGCCCUUGUUUGGAAUUAGCAUGGGGCAUCUAAUCACUGGGAUAGCAGCUGGAGCUACUUCCUACAAGAUGCAGAUGGCCAACAGAGGACAGAACCAGCCUGUCCUGAAUGCAGUGAAUGGACAGGCUGUCAUCACUGCUCAGAACCAUGGUUAUGCUAUUGACAGCUCUACCCUCCCACCUGGCUGGAAACCUCUCUUUGUGAAUGCCAAUGAUCAAACAAAUGAGGGAAUCAUGCAUGAGACCAGACCCAUUUUCACAGCGCAGUUCUACCCAGAUGCAAAUCCUGGGCCAAGGGACACAGAGUUCCUAUUUGAUUCAUUUAUUGCACUGGUUAAGAGAGGGAAAGGCUCUGUUUCCUCGGUCCUGCCCAGAGCUGGAAUGACAGCUUCCAGAGUGGAGGUCUCCAAAGUCCUCAUUCUAGGAUCUGGGGGUCUGUCAAUUGGUCAGGCAGGGGAAUUUGAUUACUCUGGAUCCCAGGCGGUGAAAGCCAUGAAGGAAGAAAAUGUGAAAACUGUCCUCAUGAAUCCCAAUAUUGCUUCAGUACAGACCAAUGAGACUGGCUUAAAGCAGGCUGAUGCUGUCUACUUCCUCCCCAUCACUCCACAGUUUGUCACAGAGGUCAUCAAAGCAGAACGUCCUGAUGGAUUAAUUCUGGGCAUGGGUGGCCAGACUGCUCUCAACUGUGGAGUGGAGCUCUUCAAGCAAGGAGUCCUGCAGGAGUAUGGUGUGAAGGUCCUAGGUACAUCAGUUGAAUCCAUCAUGGCCACAGAGGACAGAAGGCUUUUUUGUGAUAAGCUGACUGAGCUAAAUGAAAAGAUUGCUCCUAGCUUUGCAGUGGAAUCGGUUGAAGAUGCUCUGAAGGCAGCUGAAAAGAUUAGCUACCCAGUCAUGAUCCGUUCUGCUUAUGCCCUUGGUGGUUUAGGGUCAGGAAUAUGUCCUGAUAAAGCAAGUUUGCUGGACCUUGGUACAAAGGCAUUUGCAAUGACUAAGCAAAUUCUGGUGGAAAAGUCAGUUGUUGGCUGGAAGGAGAUAGAGUAUGAAGUUGUGAGAGAUGCUGCUGAUAACUGUAUUGCCGUCUGCAACAUGGAGAACAUAGAUGCUAUGGGAGUCCACACAGGAGAUUCUGUUGUAGUGGCUCCAAGCCAGACACUCACUAAUGAGGAAUUUCAGAUGCUGAGGGAUCGUGCCAUCAAAGUGGUCCGACAUCUGGGCAUCGUGGGAGAGUGCAACAUCCAGUUUGCUCUGCAUCCAACUUCCCUGGAGUACUACAUCAUUGAAGUUAAUGCCAGGCUCUCGAGAAGUUCAGCUUUGGCUUCCAAGGCAACAGGGUAUCCAUUAGCAUUUAUUGCUGCCAAAAUCGCCUUGGGAAUCCCCUUGCCAGAAAUCAAGAAUGUGGUGACAGGAAAAACCUCUGCCUGCUUUGAGCCCAGCCUGGAUUAUGUUGUUACCAAGAUACCCCGCUGGGAUUUGGACCGUUUUCAGCAUAUGUCCAACCGGAUUGGAAGUUCCAUGAAGAGUGUGGGAGAGGUCAUGGCUAUUGGACGUACUUUUGAAGAGAGCUUCCAAAAGGCCCUGAGAAUGUGCCACCCCUCUGUAGAUGGCUUCACUGCACAUCUGCCUAUGAAUAAAGCCUGGCCAGCUGUUGUACAUCUCCAAAAGGAUCUCUCUGAGCCAUCCAGCACCCGGAUAUAUGCAAUAGCCAAGGCGCUGGAUGAUGAAGUCCCUGUGGAUGUCAUUCACAAACUCACAGCCAUUGACAAGUGGUUCCUGUAUAAGAUGCGUGGGAUUGUGAACAUGGAGAAAAUCCUGAAGGAAGCGAACAGAGAAGAAAUUCCAGAAGAGACACUGAGGAGAGCCAAACAGAUCGGGUUCUCAGACAAACAGAUUGGGAAAUGCCUGAGGCUGGGUGAAGUCCAGUGUCGUCAGCUGAGACUGAGGAAGAAUAUAGUGCCCUGGGUGAAACAGAUUGACACACUGGCAGCAGAAUACCCAGCAGUAACUAAUUACCUCUACAUCACCUACAACGGGCAGGAACAUGAUGUAAAAUUUGAUGACCAUGGGGUGAUGGUGCUGGGCUGUGGACCAUAUCACAUAGGCAGCAGCGUGGAGUUUGAUUGGUGUGCUGUCUCCAGUAUCCGCACGCUGCGUCAGCUUGGCAACAAGACUGUCGUCGUGAAUUGCAACCCAGAGACAGUGAGCACAGACUUUGAUGAGUGUGACAGACUGUACUUUGAGGAGCUGUCGUUGGAAAGGAUCCUGGACAUCUACCAAUAUGAGGGAUGCAGUGGUUGCAUUAUUUCUGUAGGAGGGCAGAUUCCCAAUAACUUGGCAGUUCCAUUGCUCCAGAGCGGAGUGAAGAUCCUUGGCACAAAUCCUUUGCAGAUUGACCAGGCAGAAGAUCGUUCUGUAUUUUCAGCUGUUCUGGAUGAGCUGCAUGUGGCCCAGGCUCCCUGGAAGGCAGUCAGCACACUGAGAGAUGCAGUUGAAUUUGCAAGCUCUGUGAGUUAUCCAUGUUUGCUGAGGCCUUCCUAUGUUCUGAGUGGGUCCGCAAUGAAUAUUGUAUUCACUGAAGAGGAAAUGAAGAAGUUCUUAGCAGAAGCCACCAGAGUCUCUCAGGAUCACCCUGUGGUACUCACAAAAUUCAUUGAAGAUGCCCGUGAGGUGGAAAUGGAUGCUGUAGCUAAGGCAGGAAGAGUUAUUUCACAUGCGGUUUCAGAACACGUGGAGGAUGCAGGUGUUCACUCUGGAGAUGCCACCCUCAUGUUACCCACACAGUCUAUUAGCCAGGGAGCCUUGGAGAAGGUAAAAGCUGCUACAAAAAAGAUUGCAAAUGCCUUUGCCAUCUCUGGUCCCUUCAACAUUCAGUUCUUGGUGCGAGGCAAUGAUGUGCUGGUGAUAGAGUGCAAUUUGCGGGCUUCACGUUCCUUCCCCUUUGUAUCAAAGGCUCUGGGUGUGGACUUCAUUGAUGUAGCCACAAAAGUGAUGAUUGGAAAAGAGAUUAAUGAGUCAUCUCUCCCCACACUGGAACAUCCCAUUAUUCCAUCCAAAUAUGUUGGAAUUAAGGCUCCAAAGUUUUCGUGGUCCCGGCUGAGAGAUGCUGACCCUGUUCUCCGAUGUGAAAUGGCCUCUACUGGGGAGGUUGCAUGCUUUGGGGAGGAUGUAUAUUCUGCCUUCCAGAAGGCUAUGCUUGCCACUGGGUUUACAUUUCCUAAGGAAGGAAUUUUGAUUGGAAUCCAG
Messenger RNA from Nestor notabilis (Kea), 3975 nucleotides. It is a transcript of the gene CPS1, whose product is annotated as carbamoyl-phosphate synthase 1, mitochondrial. Gene Ontology annotation, biological process: 'de novo' pyrimidine nucleobase biosynthetic process; L-arginine biosynthetic process; L-glutamine metabolic process. Gene Ontology annotation, molecular function: carbamoyl-phosphate synthase (glutamine-hydrolyzing) activity; ATP binding; metal ion binding. NCBI's taxonomy places the organism in Eukaryota, Metazoa, Chordata, Aves, Psittaciformes, Psittacidae. The transcript has 34 exons. Gene Ontology annotation, cellular component: carbamoyl-phosphate synthase complex; cytoplasm. The annotation marks the transcript as partial. The record is from RefSeq and is a predicted model, not a curated record.